AUGACCUACGAGUUACCCCCCAUCGGACACGCCCUCAGCGGAGGCGUCGCAGCCGCCCUGGCUAACGUCGUCAUCUACCCUCUCGACAUGGCCACCACCCGCGUCCAGUCCCAGUCCACCAAAAACUCUUCCACCUCCUCCCUCACCUCCGGUCACCACACCUCGGAGGAACUGCAGCCUAUCGAGUUCAAGCGCCCCACCCUCCCCGGUGCUACUUCUUCCUCGUCAGAGACAACCUCUUCCGUUUCCCUGGGAGAAGACGGCCGCAAGAAAACUACCCGUACAAUCAUCACCACCACUACAACCACCACCCGUGUCCUCUCUUCUUCUGCCACACCCAAGAAGCGAGUCCACUACACAUCAGUCCCAGACGCCAUCCGCAAGAUCUACGCUUCCGAGGGCUUCUCAGCCCUCUAUUCUGGUCUCGGAUCCGACACUAUCGCGACCCUGACCUCGAACUUUGUCUACUUUUAUGUCUACAUGGCUUUGAGGCAGAGGAAGGAGCAUAGUAGGUCUUCGGGGCAGUUGUCGACGUUCCAGGAGUUGUUCCUCGGUGCUGAGGCGGGUGUUAUUUCGAGGUUUUUCACGGCGCCAAUCCAUGUUGUCACGACGAGGCAGCAGGUCGUGGGCAAAGAUCAAUUGCAGCAGCAGCAGCAGCCACAAGGAACCCCAGGAACGACAGGAAAAGCGCAGAAGGUUUCGGCUCGGUCGAUCAUCCGCGAGAUCUAUGCACAGGACGGGAUCACAGGAUUCUGGGCCGGAUACGCGCCCACGGUGAUCUUAUCCAUCAACCCCUCGAUCACCUACUUUCUCUUUGAGACCAUCAAGAAGUCCAUCCUUGCUCGCCAACUCCAGGCCGCUCAUUCCGGCUCUUCUUCCCCCGCAAAGUCAGUCCUGGCCGCCGCCGCGUCAUUGACUUCGCUCCAAAUCUUCUUUAUCUCGGCCUGCUCAAAGGCUAUUGCCUCCUUCCUCACCUACCCCCUCAUCCUCACAAAGACCAAACUCCAAACCAAGGUUCAAGAUAACGACACUACAACCAACCUCGGCGAUGUAGAAAAGCAGGACGACCAACCAAAGAGCUUCAACGGGAUCGCGGAUGUAUUCAAGACCGUCAUCAAGGAUAAGGGAAUCGCAGGAUUGUACACCGGUUGCCAGGGCCAAGUCGUCAAGGGGUUCUUCUCAUUCGGAUUGAUGUACAUGAUCAAGGACCGCGUCGUUGCCUGGAUGUUGACGCUUUUCUUGGCCAUUCAUAAAAUGCGCAACCGUGUCACUUCCUCUUAG
Linnemannia hyalina is the source of this 1281-nucleotide messenger RNA. Lineage: Eukaryota; Fungi; Mortierellomycota; Mortierellomycetes; Mortierellales; Mortierellaceae. The record is from the annotation of a GenBank genome assembly.